Messenger RNA from Lagenorhynchus albirostris (white-beaked dolphin), 4614 nucleotides. RefSeq names its product vitamin D receptor (gene VDR). The record is from RefSeq and is a predicted model, not a curated record. Gene Ontology annotation, molecular function: nuclear receptor activity; zinc ion binding; vitamin D response element binding. Gene Ontology annotation, cellular component: nucleus. Bases 424 to 1554 code for a protein of 376 amino acids. NCBI's taxonomy places the organism in Eukaryota, Metazoa, Chordata, Mammalia, Artiodactyla, Delphinidae. Gene Ontology annotation, biological process: multicellular organism development; negative regulation of transcription by RNA polymerase II; cell differentiation. The transcript has 9 exons.
CCUUACCUGACCCCGGCGACUUCGACCGGCACGUGCCCCGGAUCUGCGGUGUGUGCGGAGACCGAGCCACCGGCUUCCAUUUCAACGCUAUGACCUGCGAAGGCUGCAAAGGCUUCUUCAGAUCUUGAUAUAAGGGAAAGGUGUAAAGGACAGAGAAGAAAAAUCAGAAAGACCCUUUUGAUGAAGAGAAUGAAGAAUACUGGCGACGUUUAAGAGGUGAACUUGGAAGGCAAGGUUGAGAAACAGAUCACUGCUCGCCUCUGUACGUCGUCUCCCUCCUCCUCAGGACACCGUGAAGCUGACAUGUGCAGCAAGUACCAAGCCAACAAAGACAAUGUGGAGAAAUGUCUUCUUGUUCGUGAGCCCCAAGGUUCUCAGGGACCUUGUUGAUGACGGGCCUUGGGGAGCACAGGCUGACGGAGCAUGAAGCGGAAGGCACUGUUCACCUGUCCCUUCAAUGGAGACUGCCGCAUCACCAAGGACAACCGCCGCCACUGCCAGGCCUGCCGGCUCAAGCGCUGUGUGGACAUCGGCAUGAUGAAGGAGUUCAUCCUGACUGAUGAAGAGGUGCAGCGGAAGCGGGAGAUGAUCCUCAAGAGGAAGGAAGAGGAGGCCUUGAAGGACAGCCUGCGGCCGAAGCUGUCCGACGAGCAGCAGCGCAUCAUCGCCAUCCUGCUGGACGCCCACCACAAGACCUAUGACCCCACCUACGCCGACUUCAGCCAGUUCCGGCCUCCGGUUCGAGAGGGUGAGAAUGAAGGGAGCCAUCCCUCAGGGCCUUGGUUCAUACACACGCCCAGCUUCUCUGGAAACUCAUCCUCCGCCUGCUCAGAUCGCUACACCUCCUCUCCAGAUACGAUGGAGCCAACCGGCUUCUCCAGCCUGGAUCUGAGUGAAGAAGACUCUGAUGACUCUUCUGUGACCCUGGACCUGUCCCAGCUCUCCAUGCUGCCGCACCUGGCUGACCUGGUCAGUUACAGUAUCCAGAAGGUCAUUGGCUUUGCCAAGAUGAUCCCAGGGUUCAGAGACCUCACCCCUGAGGACCAGAUCGUGCUGCUGAAGUCGAGUGCCAUCGAGGUCAUCAUGCUGCGUUCCAACCAGUCCUUCACCAUGGACGACAUGUCCUGGACCUGCGGCAGCCCGGACUACAAGUACCAAGUCAGUGAUGUAACCAAAGCCGGACACAGCCUGGAACUGAUCGAGCCCCUCAUCAAGUUCCAGGUGGGGCUGAAGAAGCUGAACUUGCAUGAGGAGGAACACGUGCUGCUCAUGGCCAUCUGCAUUGUCUCCCCAGACCGGCCCGGGGUGCAGGACGCUGCGCUGGUCGAGGCCAUCCAGGACCGCCUGUCCAACACACUGCAGACCUACAUCCGCUGCUGCCACCCACCCCCAGGCAGCCACCUGCUCUACGCCAAGAUGAUCCAGAAGCUAGCGGACCUGCGUAGCCUGAACGAGGAACACUCCAAGCAGUAUCGCUGCCUCUCCUUCCAGCCCGAGUGCAGCAUGAAGCUCACGCCCCUCGUGCUCGAGGUGUUCGGCAGCGAGAUCUCCUGAGGAGGGCAGCCUGCCCUGGCGCCUGGGCGGGGCUGCCUCUCUGGGGCCGGAGGCUGCCCAGCUCUCCCCACUCCUGGAGUUCAGCCCCUCCUCUCCCACUUCCCCUCCCUGCCCAGCCCAUCCUCCCUGCUGCCCAACCUAACACCAGGUCUCCCUUACCUGCAGGCCACGGGCUGCCCCCAGUGCCUCGAGACCUCAGUCAUGAGGAAUUGCUCUUUAUUUGACAAAGAAUCUUGAAUGGGGGCAGAGGGCAGAGGCUGAAGGUGGGCCCGUGCCAGGGGAUACCCCCUCCCACACCACAGAAGUGGCGGCUGGCUGGUGCCAAGGGAACAGGCAGGCGGGAGAGACGCAGCCAUUCCUCAGGGACAGAGAUACCCUCACCUCUACCCAGCUCCAGGCCCACACGCCCAGAGCCUGGUGGGAUCACCCUUCCUUCACCCCACCCACGAUGAACACUGACCCGUGACCCACACCUCAUCCUGCUGCCGCUCUGUCCUGGGCAGUGUGCCGCGAUGGGACCUUCUCCCUCUGCCUUCCUACCCUGGCCUGCCCAGGACACUCACUGCCAAGGAAGACCAAAAUCAAGGUGACUAAGGUCACAGCCUCCCCUCAUCCACCUCUGCUGGCCAAAGGGCAUUUGCCUAACCCCACGGUGCCCACCUUCUUCCCAUCGCCAUGGUAACAUUCUCCUCCGGAAGUAGCUGUGAUAAGAUGGGCUUUCUCCCCACGGCGGGGGCCACUGGCCCAGAACCCGUGUGCUGAGAGGCCAAGGAGGGAAGAGAGCAGGGCCCAGGCAGUGAGGGGACAGGCAAACCCAGCCUGAACGUAAGAGUAGCCGAUGGAGGCCACACCCGUCCUGCCGCCAAGCCCACAGCUCCUCAGCCUGGAGCUGAGGGGUUGGCCGAGGCGGGGCUCUCCCUCCAGCAAUCCACAUGGCAGGACUGAAUGGCCCCCAGGCUUCAGAGAAUCGUGGGCACCAUCCUCAUCCUCACCCUGCCAGUGCCUUACCUCCCACCCCAGAGAGAGAACCGGCCGCAGGCUCCAGGGCCCUUGCGCAGCGGCCAAGGGCGCUGAAGGGGCCUGAUCCUGGGAUGGCCAAGGGUGGUGACCCAGAGACCAUCCCACUGUCUGAGCCCCCCGGCAGCCUGGAGAAGCAGGUGCUGCUCUGCUUACCAGCGGGGCCUCAUCUUUCCCACCUGGCAGGGUGGGAUGGGGGAGAGGAAUUUCCAGACCCCCAAAAGCCCAAGCCCUCCCUGCCCACCUAGUUCUGCUUCUAACACUGCUGUCCCCCGAAGGCAGUGCUUCAGCACCCCGGGUGGGGGGACAGCGGGUUGGCCUGGUGGCUGGUCAGUGAGAGCACUGGGGGGGAGUCGGGCGGGGUACUUCCUUAUUCCCACCCCCCACCCUGACGUCCAAAGGGACCUGUGAGGCAGGGCGGGGUAGGGGCACCGAACCUCAAACUCCCUGUAUGCAGAGCAGCUCAGCAGGUGGGCACUCACAGCCCGUGUACCCGGUUGGGCUGCUCUGGGGCGUGGGUGACAGGCAUGCCGGAGCAGAGCAGAGAGGGCUCCUCCAGGAUCGACAGAGGGUCCUUCAGAUCAUACUCAAGUCUGGGGAGUUCAGCCGCGCUUGCUUUCUCAGCCAGGAGGAGGUGGUGUCAGCACCUGCGUCCGCUGUUCCCUGAAGACCCCGGCAGCAAACCAGCUUACCUCCACGACAGCCGCCAGUGUCUGCUGGCCAGUGUUUCUUCAUCUGACAGCCACCGUCCCUAUUGCAGGACCGUCCUUAGACUCAGUGUGAUGUCUGUUAGAGGCGGGUUGUCUUCAGACUCCAUUUGGUACCACAUUCUAAUAUAGCGGGUAGUAGGCGCCACUGAUGAAGCGGUAUUUAUGGGUGGUGACGUACGUUGUGAAAAUUCUACACGUUAAUUACUGUUGUUGUUAUUUUACAAAUUAGGGAGAGGCCCCUGGGAUUUGAUUUUAGCUGCAGAACACAUUGGUCCAGUUGUCAAGUCAGUGGUAGAAAGGGCUUGAAAAUCUCUGACCCAGUUCAAUCCCCUUGUUAAAGAAAACUGACGCUGAGAAGGUGUGACUCACCCAAGCUCGUGUAACUAGUUCAAAGCCGCCCCAGGACUGGACCCGGACUUUGGACUUAGGGUCCAGUGCUGUUUUCACUACACCAUGCUUGAGCUCAGACUCCAUGUCCCACGCCCCUUGUGGCUGACCUCAUCCCUGGGGGAAGCCCUGGGUUUUAGACAGAGCAUGUCCAGAUCCCAGAUCCCUGCCUUGCUUCCCUGGGUUGUCACCCCACUGACCCAUCAGGAGGAGGAGAAGGGACACCUCAGCCUGUGUCUCAAUGUGAAUCACACCCCAGCCCCAGUGUGGCCUUGGCCGGAGGGGGUCUCUGCCGCAGCUCGGCGUAAUGCUGUUGCCUUAUCAAUAAAGUGCAUCUGUCUUUGUACUGUCUUCACCCUCCUGGCGCUCCCCUGGACCUGCCUUCCCCAGGGAACAUGACAGGAUCCACUGAGAACGCCAGUUCCUCAGCCCUGGGGCCCAUGACAGCUCAGUCUAGUCCCAGAGGGAAGUCCAGCAGCUGGGAAGAUGAGAAGUGAGGCUCCCUGGGGCUGAGUUGGGAGACAAUGUUAUCAUCUUUUCUGUUUUAGAAUGAGAGAAUGUGAAGGUAGACAUUCAUACGUCUCAACCUUUUUAACCUAUAUUAUUGGAAAGCUAGGAAAGUCUGCACCAAAAAUGCCCAAUAAACGAGAUUCUGGGAGAUAGGAAAACCCUUCUCUGGCCGACUGGAAGAAGUGGGAGAAUCUGAAGGAGGCCAACAGGGAAGCUUGGAACGUACAAUAGAUCUGGUUCAAUCUGGGAAUAAAGCAGCAAAGAAAGCUUUGAAGAGGGCCUCCUGCGUGAUUUCCAAAGAGAAAAAAAAGUUUGCCAGAAAUGUGUCAAAUAAACCAAUGAAGAAAGCUCUGCUAUGGUAGUAAAGAUGGUGCAUACUUACACAGCACUUACCUGGUGGCAAGUACUGCUGUAAAUAAACGCUUUAUGCAAACCA